This is a messenger RNA of Trichomycterus rosablanca, 14366 nucleotides long. RefSeq names its product FAT atypical cadherin 3a (gene fat3a). Gene Ontology annotation, cellular component: catenin complex; plasma membrane. Gene Ontology annotation, biological process: homophilic cell-cell adhesion. The record is from RefSeq and is a predicted model, not a curated record. Bases 8 to 13714 code for a protein of 4568 amino acids. Lineage: Eukaryota; Metazoa; Chordata; Actinopteri; Siluriformes; Trichomycteridae. Gene Ontology annotation, molecular function: calcium ion binding; cadherin binding. The transcript has 30 exons.
ACUGAUCAUGGCCCUCCGGGCGGACGUCGGGGCGGCUCUCCUGCGACUGGCUCUUCUGUUCCUCCUGUCUCCGCCCGCCGCGGUGCGGUGCCAGGGCGAGCGGCCCCGCCUCCAGUUCACGCAGCCGCUCUACCAUGCGUCGGUGUACGAGAACUCGGCGGCGCGGACCUACGCGGUCAGCCCGGUGCGGAUGGGCGUGGCUCUGCAGCAGCGCUGGUGGGAGGUGCGCUACAGGAUCUUGUCCGGGGACGACGAGGGGUUCUUUAAGGCUGAAGAGCACGCGCUGGGGGACUUCUGCUUCCUCCGAAUACGCACCAAGGGAGGGAACGCCGCCAUCCUCAACCGCGAGGUCCAGGAUAACUACCAGCUCACCGUCAAGGCCACGGUCAAGGGAGAGACGCUGGAGGCGUGGACCAAGGUGAGCGUCCAGGUGCUGGACAUGAACGACCUCCGACCUCUCUUCUCUCCCACCACGUAUUCCGUCACGGUCACGGAGAACACGCCGCUGCGCACCAGCAUCGCCCGGGUCACGGCCACCGACGCCGACAUCGGCUCCAACGGGGAGUUUUACUACUUCUUUAAAGAGAGGGUGGAGCUUUUUACCGUGCACCCGACUAGUGGGGUGGUUUCCCUGAGCGGGAAGCUGGACGUGGACGUCCGGAGCCGGUACGAUCUGGAAAUCCAGGCGGUCGACCGCGGCAUGAAGCUCUACGGCAACAACGGCGUCAGCAGCACCGCCAAACUGUUCGUCCACGUAGAGCGGAUCAACGAGCACGCUCCCGAAAUCAGUGUUGUGAGUCUAGAACCCGUCUGGGUGGAGCGGGCGCCGGUGGUCGCUGUGAUCACGGUGGAGGAUCCUGACGUCGGGGUGAACGGCGAGAUCGAGACGGUUAAUAUCGUAGACGGAGAUCCUGCAGGUCUCUUUAGCGUCGAUAGAACAGAUGGAGACUCUAAAGGAGGGUCUAAAGAAUUCGUCCUCAGGGCUCCCGAGCACCUGGACUGGGAGAGUUACCCGUUCGGACUGAAUUUAAGUUUGCAAGCCAUUGAUCAAGGGACGCCACCGAAGCUCUCAGAAGUUUCGGUGGUCCGUCUCCGGUUGUCCAGGCCGAGCCCGGUGGAAGUCCGGUUCCUGAAGGAGCUUUUUGAGGUCAGUUUGAGUGAAGUCGCCCCUCCUGGAACUAUCGUCCUAGCUGUGAAACUCGACCCCGAACCGGCGGACACAGAAUACGUCCUGACGGCGUCCGCCGAUUCGGCGUUCUUCAGCAUCGGCGGCACGUCAGGCGUCGUCACCACGUCCCGCUGGCUGACCAAGCUCAUGCAGAGGUUCUUCGAGCUGGAGGUGAUGGAGGUGAACAGCGAGCGCCGAGCCAAAGUCCGGGUGCAGCUGGAGGACGCCAACGACAACGCGCCCGUCUUCACACGACAGUCCUACGAGGUGUUCGUCAACGAGAGCGUCGCCGUGGGGACCACGGUUCUGGUGGUGACCGCUUCAGACGCCGAUCACGGAGAGAACAGCUACAUCACGUACAGCAUGACCAGUCUGAUCCCGCUGCCGUUCACCGUCCACCAGUUCAACGGCGCCGUCACCACCACCACCGAGCUGGACUACGAGUCUUUUUCCGAAACCUUCAGCUUCGCGGUGAGAGCGUCCGACUGGGGCGCCCCCUACAGGAGAGACAGCGAAGUGAACAUCACGGUGCACCUGCAGAACGUGAACGAUAACAAGCCGCUCUUCGAGAAGGUGGCCUGCGUGGGCGCGGUCUCUCCCGACCUGCCGGUGGACGAGGUCGUCACCACUCUGUCGGCCAUCGACGUGGACGAGCUGGAGCUGGUGAAGUACGGCAUCGUCUCCGGAAACGACCAGGGCUUCUUCCAUCUCAGCGCCGAUUCCGGGGUCCUGACCCUCCGCCGGUCUCUCGCCAACGUCGACCCCAAGAGCACCUUCAGCCUCAAGAUCACCGCCACGGACGGCGAGACCUUCUCCGAGCCCAUGUUCGUGAACAUAUCCGUAUCCCAGGAGAAGCUCCCGCCCAGAGCGUUCGACUGCACCGAGACUCACGUGGCUCAGAGACUCGCCGAGAAGAUUCUCAACAAGGCCAAAGCCGGGAGCAAACCGAAACCAGACGAGGCGUUUAUAGACCUGUUCUCGGCCAACAGACAGGCGCCUCAGUUCGACAAGUUCUUCCCGAGCGAUAUUUCAGUCCACGAGGAUCUGGACGUCGGUACCAUCGUGUUCCAGGUCAAAGCACUCGACGACGACACCGGAUUCAACGGACAAAUCGUGUUCAGCAUCUCCGGCGGCAACACGGACAGCAGCUUCACCAUCGGCAUCUUUACCGGAGAGAUCAGCGUCUUCCUGCCGUUAGACCGGGAGAGAACGGACCGAUACCUCCUCAACCUCACUCUGUACGAUCUGGGUCAGCCUCAGAGAUCCGCCUGGCACGUCCUGCCCGUCUACGUCGAAGACGCCAACGACAAUCCUCCUGAGUUUCUUCAGCACGGCGGCUACCGGGCGCGGAUCCCGGAGAACACGCCAAUCGGUACCGAGGUGAUCCAGGUGGAAGCCGUGGAUAAAGAUCAGGGGACGAACGGUGAGGUUCGGUAUUCCCUCCUCACCAGCACCUCUCAGUUCGGCAUCAACGCCUCCAGCGGGAUCGUGUACGUCGCCGGUCAGCUGGACCACGAGUCCGUCCCGACCUUCUCCCUCAGAGUGGAGGCUCGAGACCGAGCGGAACGCAGCGCUCAGAGAUUCUCCGUAACGACGCUCCACGUCACGCUGGACGAUGUGAACGACUGCCCCCCCGCCUUCAUCCCGGGUCGGAUCAGCGCCCGAGCCCUGGAGGACCUUCCCAUCGGGACGGUGGUGGCGUGGCUGGACACUCGGGACCCUGAUCUCGGACCGGGCGGAGAGGUCAGCUACUCGCUCGCCGGCGACUACGACGGCCGCUUCGAGGUGGACGCCAACAGCGGAGCGAUUCGCUUAACCAAGGAGCUGGAUUACGAGACGCAGCAGUUCUUCAACCUGACGGUCCGAGCUAAAGACCGCGGGCGUCCCGUGUCCCUGCUGUCGGUCAGUCACGUGGAGCUGGAGGUGGUGGACGUCAACGAAAACCUGUACGCGCCGUAUUUCUCCAGCUUCGCCGUCAACGCCUCGGUUAAGGAGAGCGCUCGGAUCGGGACGUCCGUCCUUCAGGUUACAGCGCGUGAUGAUGACCGGGGCAGAGACGGCGAGGUUCAGUACUCCAUACGGGACGGGAGCGGCCUCGGGAGGUUCACCAUGGACGAGGAGACAGGAGUGAUCUACACGACGGAUCUGCUGGAUCGUGAGACGCAGGAUUCCUAUUGGCUGACAGUUUAUGCUACGGAUCUGGGCGUGGUGCCUCAGUCAGCUGCACUUCAGGUCUACAUCCAGGUGGAGGAUGUAAACGACAACGCCCCCCUCACCUCAGAGCCCAUGUACCACGCCUCAGUUUCUGAGAACUCACCCAAAGACACGUCGGUGGUGCAGAUUCACGCCCAGGACCCUGACGCUACGACAACUGAUCCCCGUCUCUCAUUCCGCAUCGUCAGCGGCAACCCACAGAACUUCUUCACCAUCAACCCACGUACCGGUCUCAUAACGACGACUGCUCGGAAACUGGACCGAGAACAGCAAGCAGAACAUGUACUCGAGGUGACCGUAUCGGACGGAGGAGCGUCUCCACGCCAGUCCACCGUCUGGGUGGUGAUCCAGGUCCUGGACGUGAACGAUAACAAGCCUGUGUUCCCAGAGAAGCUCUACCAGGUGCGCCUACCUGAGCGUGGGCGGAGACAGAGGGGCGGGGUCAUUUACCGCGUCUUCGCCUCGGACGCCGACCACGGCUCCAACGCCGAGCUCACCUACAGCAUCGCCGACGGCAACGAGGACGGCAAGUUCCACAUCGACCCCAGGACGGGACUGGUGACCUCGCCCAGGAAGCAGUUCCCCGCCGGGACCUACGACAUCCUCACGGUGAAGGCGGUGGAUAACGGGCGGCCUCAGCGCUGGGCGACGGCUCGUUUGCACAUCGAGUGGAUCCGGCGUCCUGCACCCGCCGCCACGCCCCUGGCUUUUGAUGAGGCGCUGUACAACUUUACUGUGGUCGAGAGCGAAAAAGUGGCAGACAUAGUGGGCGUGGUCUCGGCUCGGCAGCAAGGCCCCGCCCCUCUGUGGUUUGAUAUUACAGGUCCCCGCCACGCCCGCGAGACCUUCUUUAUGCUCCAGAACGCUUGUGGCUCCAACUGUUCUACUGAAGGCGGGGACGAGGAGAGUGUGUUUGAUGUGGAGAAGGCCGUGGGGACGAUCAUCAUCGCCAAACCUCUGGACGCUGAGCAGAGACUCUUCUACAACCUCACAGUGGAGGUGACGGACGGAACCAACGCCGCUUACACACAGGUUCUCAUCACCGUGAUGGAUCAGAAUGAUAACGCCCCCUCGUUCUCUCAGCCCACCUAUGAUGUCACCGUCGCCGAGGACACACCCCCGGAUACGGAGGUGCUGCAGGUCCUGGCGUCGGACCGUGACGAGCAUCACCGCUUGACCUUUGCCCUCUCGGGUAGCGUGGACCCGGCGAGCAUGCGCCUGUUCCGCAUCAACGCCAACACGGGUCACAUCUACACGGCACAGCGGCUAGAUCACGAAACCAACACGCAGCACGUCCUGUCUGUCACGGUGAAGGAUCAGGAGUUCCCGUACAGGCGCAGCGUAGCUCGUGUGCUUGUUGGCGUUGAGGACGUUAAUGACCACGCCCCUCAGUUCACCAUGGCGAUGUACGACGGGCGGGUGUACGAAUCGGCGGCGCUCGGCUCGGCCGUAGUCGCGGUAACGGCUCUGGAUAAGGACAAGGGCCAGAACGCUCAGAUCAGCUACAGUAUAGAGUCAGGGAACACUGGGAGCACGUUCCGGGUCGAUCCCGUUUUAGGAAUCGUCUCCGUGGCUCGGGAGCUGGAGCUGUCCACCAUGGGUCACUACGUGUUGACGGUGAGGGGCGUGGACCACGGCUCGCCCCCGCUAUCCUCCACCACCGUGGUCCGCAUCGCCGUGACCCUCUCAGACAACUCGCCCCCCAGAUUCCCCCAGAGCGAGUACCAGGCCGAGGUGUCCGAGGGGGUCGGGGCCGGGACCUCGGUGAUCACCGUCGGCGCCCUCAGCCUGUCCACGCCGACCUACGAGAUUCACCACGGCGACCGGACGUUCCGCAUCAACCAGUACAGCGGCGUGAUCACCACGCACAGGGCGCUCGACUACGAGAGCGUUUCCUCGUACAGCCUGAUCGUCACGGCGACCAACAUGGCCGGACAGUCGUCCAACGCCAGCGUGACGGUUUCUGUCCUCGAUCAGAACGACAACGCGCCCGCGUUCCUGCAGUUACAGUACCGAGGCGGCAUCAGCGAAGGGGCGGGGCUGAACAGCGUGGUGCUGAGCGAAUCGGGCGAACCCUUGGUGAUACGGGCGACGGACGCGGACCGGAACCACAACGCUCUGCUCGUGUAUCAGAUCCAGGAGGAGAACGCCCGGCGCUACUUCAGUGUCGACGCUGGAACUGGAUCCAUACGAACCAUCGCUCAGCUGGACUACGAGACCACGCCCGUGUUCCAUUUCCACGUGGCCGUGAGGGACGGCGGGCGCCCCCAGCUGUCGGCCGAACACCCCGCCGAGGUCACCGUCCGCAUCCAAGACGUCAACGACUGCCCGCCGCUAUUCUCCCACGAUUUCUACGAGUCCGUGCUACUGCUCCCCACCUACGAGGGCGUCGAGGCCUUAACAGUCUCCGCCUCCGAUCCCGACGCAGACGGCCAAUCAGAACUCGCCUACUCGCUGGCGGACACCAAUCUGGAGCACUUCGCUGUGGACGCGCGGUCCGGUCUGAUCACGGUCCGGAACAGCACCUUCGGUAAGGACCGGUUCCGCUUUAACGUGCGCGUGACGGACGGGCGCUUCUCCAGCUCGGCUCUGGUGACCGUCGUGGUGCGGCAGGCGCUGGACAGCGGUCUCGCCUUCACACAGGACGUCUACAGCGCCAACAUCCAGGAGAACGACGCCAACGUGACCACGGUCGCAGUGGUUACGGCGCUGGGGAACAGACUGAACGAGCCGCUGCGCUACACGCUGCUCAACGCUGGCGGGAAGUUCCGGAUCCGCCCCACGUCCGGCGCCAUCGAGACCGUCGGGGUCCCGUUAGACCGCGAGGAGAAGGAGGAGUUCGGACUGCUGGUGCAGGCGAGUCGGGAGGAGGACAGGCUGCGCGUGGCGAGGGCGCUCGUCCGCGUACGCGUCACAGACGUCAACGAUAACGCGCCCAUUUUCGUCCGGCUGCCUUAUUACGCCGCCGUGCAGGUGGAGGCGGAAUCGGGGGCGUCCAUAUUCCGGGUGACCGCCGUGGACGAGGACAGGGGUCCGAACGGUGAAGUGAGCUACUUCCUGCAGGACGAGCCGGGGCAUUUCGAGAUGGACCGCGUGAGUGGCGAGCUGCGGUUACGCCGAGCCUUCGAGGCCGAUUUAUCCAGCGUGGAGUACCAGGUACUGGUGUUUGCCCGCGAUAGUGGCACGCCAGCGCUGUCCUCCUCCAUCACCUUUCCUGUGACUGUUGUGAACCGGGCCAUGCCCGUAUUCGACCGACACUUCUACUCUGUAAAAGUGAGCGAGGACGUCCCGGUGUUCACACCCGUCCUGGGCAUCAACGCCAGCAGUCCGGACGGGCAGAGCGUCCUUUACACGAUCACGCACGGCAACCCCGAUACCCUCUUCUCCAUCGGGUUCGACACCGGCAUCAUCAACGUCAUCGCGCCGCUGGACUACGAGACCGGCCGAGUCCACAAACUGAUCGUCAGGGCAACGGACUGCCUCACGGGGGCACGGGCGGAGGUGGACGUGGAGGUGACCGUGCAGGAUGUAAACGAUAAUCCACCCGCGUUCGAGCAGUCGGUUUAUAAAGCCGUGAUCUCUGAAACCGUGAUGAUCGGGACUCCCGCCCUGCAGGUCCAAGCCACCGAUAACGACUCGGUGAAGAACGCGGCGGUCCGUUAUCAGAUCCUCCCUGACCGGAGCAACAGUACUGACCACUUCCACAUCGACAGCAGCAGCGGUUUGAUUCUGACCGCUCGCUCCCUCGACCACGAGACGUUCCAGCGCUACGUGUUCUUGGUCAGAGCGACGGAUAACGGCUUCCCCCCUCUGAGCGGCGAGGUCCGGGUCGUGGUUCAGGUGACGGACACGAACGAUAACGCUCCCGUCUUCAACCAGCUUCUGUACGAGGCCUCGGUUCACGAGCUCGCCCCCAGAGGACACUUCGUCAUGUGCGUCCAGGCGUCCGAUGCGGACGAGUCCGACGCCGACCGGCUGAAUUACGGCCUGGUGUCGGGGAACGAACAGUUGCUGUUCGACCUGGACGCGUCCUCGGGCGUCCUCACUCUGAGCGGGCAGCGGCGGUCUCAGAGGAUGCCGUCCGCCGUCAGUCUGAACGUGAGCGUCUCCGACGGCGUCUUCACCAGCACGGCGCAGGUCCACGUGCACGUCGAGUGGGCUAACCUACACGCGCCGCGUUUCACCCAGAGCGCGUACGAGGCGGAGAUACGCGAGAACGCGCCGGCGGGGUCGAAGGUCGUCACGAUCCGGGCUCAGGACGCCGACCCGGGGACGUUCGGAACGGUGCGCUACGUUCUCCUGUCCGAUUCGGCGAGGUUCUUGUUUGAGGUAGACGGCGGCGGUCAGGUUACGACUCUGGAGAAGUUGGAUCGUGAGGAGCAGGGGGAGUUCGUCUUGACCGUCGCGGCGGUGGACCCGGGUGGAAAGACCACGUACGCCCAGGUCCGGAUCACAGUGCUGGAUGAAAACGAUAACGCGCCACUUUUCGACGCAUCAGAGUACCGCGCCAGCGUCCGAGCGGACGUCGAGCCCGAGUUUCUAGUGACGCAGGUUCAGGCGUGGGACCCUGACCAGGGCACCAAUGGCGAGAUCAGUUACAGUCUGUACAGUGAAGCCAGCGCUCAGGUUACAGACCUGCUGGACAUCGACCCUGACAGUGGGUGGGUGUUCACCAAGGGUAACUUCAGCCCCCUUCAGGGUUCGGUUCUGUCCUUUUUCGUGAAAGCCCUGGACAGUGGCGCACCGCCUCGCCACGCCAUCGUUUCGGUCUACAUCCACGUCCUCUCGAGCGAUGCCCACCUGCCCGUCUUCAGCCAGCCGCACUUCUCCUUUACGGUUCCAGAAGACUCGCCCAUCGGCUCCACGCUGGGGGCGGUGCAGUUACAAAACCAGCGUGGACAGAACUCACUGCAGGUCAGCUUCUCCACCGUGAACGGUCAGGCCGCGGAGAGCAACAGCGACGGCGUGUUCGUGGUGGAGAAGGGCAGCGGACUGAUAAAGCUGGACAAACCUCUGGACCACGAGCGAACCUCCGUCUUCCGCUUCAAAGUCACCGCGACUCUGCAGCAAGGACUGGUGGACUCGGUCUCCAGCGUAGACGUGGAGGUCAAAGUUCUGGAUGUGAAUGACAACAAACCCGCGUUCGAGUCCAACACCUACGAAGCGUCCGUCAGCGAGGGUCUUCCUGCCGGCACCAGGAUCCUCCAGGUUCAAGCCACGGACCUGGACUGGUCGGCCAACGGUCAGGUGACGUACAGCCUGGCACCGCCCGGGCUCCUCGGCUCGGCGAGCGAUGACUCGCGCAGUGAAGGAGGGUUCUUCACCAUCGACAGCACGUCCGGGUGGAUAUCCACUCUGAAAGGUCUGGACCACGAGCUCGUCCCCGCCCACAAUAUCACCGUCUGGGCGUUCGACCUCGGCGAACCCGCCAGCCAGUCGUCCUCGACCACGGUCAUCGUAGCGGUGGGCGACUCCAACGGUAACGUGCCGGAGUUUCUGCAGCCGAGCUACUACGGCAGUGUGAGGGAGAGCGACGCCCCCGGAGAGGUGGUGGUCGUGCUGAACUCGCGCGACCACGACAGAACACCUGGCAACCGGCAGGUCACCUAUCACAUCACAGGCGGUAACCACGGCGACGCGUUCGCCCUCAGCCUGCUGCAGUCCGACUGGAAGCUGUACGUGAAGCGGCCGCUGGACCGCGAGCGCCGGGAGCGCUACGUCAUCAACGUCACGGCGACCGACGGCCUCCACGUGGCCGCGGCAACCGUCCACGUGCUGGUCACCGACGCCAACGAUAACAGCCCAGUGUGUGAGCCGGUGCUUUACACCGCGUCCGUGUCGGAGGACGUCCCCGUGGGUACGUCCGUCCUGAGAGUCAAAGCCAGCGACGCCGACACCGGCUCCAACGCCCAGCUGCAGUACGCCAUCCACGGCGCCGGGGUGGAGGACUUCACCAUCCACCCUUACACAGGCGAGCUGAAAACCGCGACGACGCUGGACCGAGAGAAGGUAGAGCGCUACUCCCUGGUUGCCAGGGCGACAGACGGAGGCGGGCUGUGGUGCGAGGCGACUGUUUCCGUCACUCUGCUCGACGUUAACGAUAACCCGCCGCGCUUCGGGUCCGCCCACUACGAGGCCAGCGUGCACGAGAACACGGCGGCGAAGGCGCUACUGACGCAGAUUAACGCCGUCGAUCCUGAUCUGGGCGACGGGCGUAAGGUCACGUACUCCCUGCAGGACUCGGCCGGCGGCGUCUUCUCCAUCGACCGGUGGACGGGCGUGGUGACUCUGGAGCGCCCCCUGGACCGCGAGGCGCAGUCCUCGUACCGCGUGGUGGUGCGGGCGUCCGACAUGGGCGUCCCGCUCCGCCUGUCGUCCCUGACCAACCUCACCAUCGCCGUGCUCGACGUCAACGACAACCCGCCGGUGUUCGAGCGCCGCGACUACAGCGCCACGCUGGGCGAGGACGCCGCGGCGGGCACCGCCGUGCUGCACGUCCACGCCCACAGCAAGGACAUCGGCACCAACGCCGACAUCUACUACAGCAUCCGGUCAGGGAACACGCACGGCCACUUCAGCAUCGACACACACACAGGAGCUAUCUCUGUGUCCCGCCCCCUGGACUUCGAGACCUGUAAGGAUUACUUCCUAACGGUGGAAGCGCGUGACGGCGGAGCUCCGCCCCUCAGCGCCGUCGCCAUGGUGAACAUCAACGUGACCGACGUCAACGACAACGCGCCCAUGUUCAGCCACGAUGUUUACAGCGCCAUCAUCAGGGAGGACGCCAACAUCGGCGCCGCCGUGGUCAAGGUGACGGCCGAGGACGCGGACAGCCGGGUGAACGGCGACGUCCUGUACUCCAUCGUCAGCGGCGACCGGGAGAACCAGUUCUUUGUGGAGCCGGUGACGGGCCAGAUCAAAGUCAACAAGCAGCUGGACCGAGAGACGAUCGCCGGUUAUGCGCUGGUGGUCCGAGCUCUGGACGGCGGGACCCCCGCCAUGUCCUCCACGGUGAUCGUGAACGUGGACAUCUCCGACGUCAACGACAACCCGCCCGUUUUCACCCCGGCCAAUCACACGGCGGUGAUUCAGGAGAACAAGGCGGCGGGAACGAGCAUCCUACAGCUGACCGUCACCGAUAGAGACGCCGCCCACAACGGCCCGCCCUUCCACUACCGCAUCCUGGCGGGAAACGAGGAGGCGUGGUUCAGGCUCGACAGGGAGGGGCUUAUGACCUCCAAUCAGAUGUUCCGAAGGUCUGAGGGAACUGAGUACAUCGUACAGGUGGAGGUCCGUGACUCGGGGAGGCCGGUGCUGAUGGCGACGACGCUGGUGCACGUACGUGUGAUUGAGGAGAGCGUCCACAAACCCGUGGCCUCGCCGCUGCACGUCCACAUCGUCACGCUGGAGGACGAGUUUCCGGGCGGAGUCAUCGGACAGAUUCACGCCACCGACCAGGACGCCUUCGACAUCCUGACCUACGGGCACUCGCACCAACAUAGCAGUCUGUUCAAGGUGAACCCCCGUGAUGGGCGCAUCAUCGCCCUCUCUGGUCUGGACGCAGGCCGCUAUUCUCUGAACGCCACGGUUACAGACGGCCGCUUCACCGUCAGCGUCCCCGUUAACGUUCACGUGGAGCUAGCAUCUCCCGCCAUGCUGCGGCACGCCGUGACGGUGCGUUUCGAGCGAGUCUCCCCUCACGACUUCGUGUCACGUCACCUGACCGCCGUGCGCCGCGCCAUCGCCGACGCCAUGGCGACCGGCACGCCCGACGCCCUGCGCGUGCUCAGCGUGCAGCCCGUGGAGGCCACCGGGCAGCUGGACCUGCUGCUGGCCGUGGAGGCGCCGGGGGGCGGCGGGUACCUGGCGGCGGCGCUGGUGAGCCAGAAGCUGAGCGCGGCGCGGCGGCGGCUGGAGCAGGUGCUGCGCGUCUCCGCCGUCCUGGAUAAGAACUGCUCGGGGCUGGAGUGCGGCGAGGCGCGGUGCGAGCAAACCAUCACGCUCGACACACACACACUCCUCACCUACACCGGCAGCGGCAGCAGCUUCGUCUCACCGCGCUUCCAACGGAGUGCUCGCUGUGUGUGUACCGACGGUAGGUGUGCUGCCGUGUUGGAGGUGUGUGAGGACGUGCUCUGUCCUGACGACAUGCAGUGUGUGAAGACGGACAACGUCAGGGGACCGUACGCCUGCCAGUGUCCACAGGGCAAAUUCGGAGAGUGUGCAGGCCACACCUCCUUGAGUUUCUAUGGAAACAGUUAUAUAAGGUACCGCGUGACUGACAGUCGGAUGAGCGACGAGGUGAAACUGCAGCUCCGCAUCAGAACCUUACAGAGUGACGGAGUGAUUCUACACACACACCCUCAACCCUGCGCUGUACUCACGGUAGAGGAGGGGCGUCUCCAUUUUCGUCUGGAAUGCUCGGAGGAAGGCGGAGCCGUCGCCGUCUCCAGUCAUCCUAUCAGCGACGGGCGCUGGCAUCACGUGACCCUCGAACUGGGUCAGAAUUCCAGCAUCCUGUCCCUGGACGACCGGGCGCAGCAGGCCCCGCCCGCCCCCCGACUCCCGGGGCCCGACUGGACCGUCUCUCUGGGGGCGCGGCACGGCGACGGUUUCCAGGGCUGCCUGGACUCGCUCACACUUAACGACAUCGAGCUGCCGCUGCACAACAAACACACCCCGGCACACCUGAGGGUGCACACACACGCCGAGGUGGCGGCGCUGGGGGAGGUGAGUCUGGGGUGCGCGCUCUACCACGAUCCCUGCGCCAACAGACCCUGCGCCAACGGAGGAGCCUGCACCGGCCUGCCCACUGGAGGUUUCUCCUGUAGUUGCCCUCCUUUAUACACCGGGCGGCGCUGUGAGACAGAGAUUGGUGUGUGUGUGCCAAACCCCUGCCGCAGCGGAGGUGUGUGUAAACCCAUCGGUAACGCCUUCCUCUGCAGCUGCAGGAGAGGAUACACCGGCAUCAGGUGUGAGGAGGACGUGAACGAAUGCGAGCGCGGCGAGCUCUGUGAGGGCGGAGCCUCCUGCGUCAACACCUUCGGCUCCUUCUACUGCAACUGCAGCGUGCCGGGGUUUGUGGGCGGAGCCUGCGCCGUUCGCCCGGUCCUCGUCCCCGACAUGCGAUCGGGCCCCGCCUACUUCGGGAGGGAGGAGCUUAUCGGCGUGGCGGUGGUGCUGUUCCUGAUCAUGGCGCUGGUCUUCCUGUUCGUGGCCUUCAGGAAGAAGGUUUUCCAGAAGAGCUACUCGCGCAACGACCUGUCGCUAAUCCAGGACCCGGCCACCGCCGCGCUCCUGCACAAGGCUAACGGCCACUUCCCCGCCCUGCGGUGCUCCGCCGGAGACCCCAUCGGCCUCUUCGCCGAGGGCGGGUGCGGUUUACUGUCCGGAGAAGCCAUCGGCCUGUACUCGGAGAGCGGGCGGGGCCUGCCGGGGCCCCCGCAGGUCCCGGUGCGCCCCGUGGCCUACACGCCCUGCUUCGGGACUUCGGAGACCAGGGGCGGGGACAGGAAGGGCGUGGACGUGACGGAGAUGAGCACUUUCAGACAGGGGGCGGAGUCGCCGAGAACCGUGGGGAGCAUGACUCGACGGGGCGUGGCCGUGUGCAGCGUGGCGCCCAGCCGGUCGGAGUGCGACUCGCCGAGCAUCAAAAGAGGCUGGGAGGAGGACGAGGGUAAAGUGGACGUGCUGGACGAGGUCACGUGUUUUUCGGGCAGUAAUAAAGGAAGCUGCUCGGAGGUCCAAUCACUGAGCUCCUUCCAAUCCGACUCCUGCGAUGAUAACGCUUCCAUAGUGACGGUUAUACGACUUGUCAACGAUGCGGUUGACACAAUCGAAAAUGAAGUGUGUGUUCUGGACGGAGCUCAGACCCGGAGCCGAGCGUACCACUGGGACACCUCUGAUUGGCUGCCCAGCACACGAAUCUCCGACGUCCAGGAGGCCCCAUCAGGAGACGCGGGCGUGGCCCUGGAGUCCGACUACUAUCUGGGCGGCUUCGACGUGGACACGGAGUUCCCGCCCCCUCAGGAAGAGUUCGGGUCACAUGACCGGCUCCCGGCGGCGCUGUCCUGCGAGGACUACCCCGCCGGUCGAGCCGUCUCCACGUCCAGCACCCUGACCCGGUCCAGGCCGCAGUUCCACCCCAGCCAGUACCUCCCUCCUCAUCAGCUGCCGAGCGGCGCCGGCGCGGACGACCUGGUGUCGGUCAGAACGUCGUCCGUGUCGGACGUCUCCGUCCCGUUUGGGUUGGAGGACUCGGAGACGGGAGGAAGUCUGGACAGUCUGGACGCCACGCAGACGCAGAUUUACACACAACAGACCGAAGUGUGACGCCGCACACGCUAAACACGCUAAACACGCGUGUACUGUAAACACACGGAGAGCGAAGUCCGGCCGAACGCGGCGGGAAUCGAGUGAAAACACGCGGACCGAGACGUUUCUACAGCCAAACAGCACAAGAGUUCAGAUUUAUAAUGGACGUUUGUUUGUUUUUUUAUUUUUGCACUAAACUCUCUCUCUCUGUGUUUAUGUUAAUGUCUCUCGACCCUCCCGUCCUCACUCCCUCGGCUGCAGGGUGAAAUACUUUAACGUCUGCCCCACAGAGAGCACUAUUUUAUAAGCUGUCCAAGCUGAACGGCAUGCCGAGUGUGUGUGAGUGUGUGUGUGAGUGUGUGUGUGUGUUGUAGAUUUAUGUAAGAUAUUAUGAUUUGUGUGUUUUUUAUCCUUCAUGUCGUUUGUAUAUCAGAAAGCCAUAACGUUAGCGUUUGUGCAGAGCACCGUGUUCAGAAACACGGUCCGGACCACGACUCUCAUUCCCGGCGAGGCCGAGCAGCGAGAACCGAACCCAACGAAAACACGACCACUAGGUGUCAGUAUCAACAGGCGAGCAGCACCGUCUUCUAAACCCAUAAUAAUAAUAAUAAUAAAGCGCAGAGAGUCGAGCUGAGCACCAUGUCUUAAAUAAUAAUGAAUAAAGAGAUGA